Messenger RNA from Zophobas morio, 12904 nucleotides. RefSeq lists its product as uncharacterized. Gene Ontology annotation, molecular function: lipid carrier activity. NCBI's taxonomy places the organism in Eukaryota, Metazoa, Arthropoda, Insecta, Coleoptera, Tenebrionidae. Gene Ontology annotation, biological process: lipid transport. The transcript has 52 exons. The coding region runs from base 226 to 12783 and encodes 4185 amino acids. The record is from RefSeq and is a predicted model, not a curated record.
CCGAGUGUUACCCGACCCGCUAAUAAUUAUAUUAAACGUUUCAUUUUGCUGGGAAAUUAAGGUGUAAACUGAAAUACUACGCGCCACCAGAUUUUGGUGCCUUUGUGACCUUUGAAAUAGAGAAGAUGAGAUUAGUAAGUCAUUAGUCGACGGAGUAUCGUAGGAGAUUGUGUAUGAUCGCAGUGUUUCGUGCAGUUUUGUGUUCCUCAUGCCAGUUGUUCCAGAAUGAAGCUCUUCUUUCGGCUGACGUUAGCGUUUCUUCUAGCGACAACGUCGUUUGCUCAGCACAAUCCCUUGAAAGACCCAAAUGUUUGCGGAAGACCGAUUUGUAAAGGUACCGGAAAAUUCAAAUACGGUCCGGGCACUCAACAAAAUUACAAGUAUUCAGUAAACGUAAGGUCGUUCUUUAACGGCACGAGCAAGAAUGAGUCAAGCUUGCAUGUAGAAGGGACGGUGACUCUGAAUUUCCUAACACCUUGCGACGGACUCUUGACCCUAUCGGAUCUUAAAUUAAGUGAAAACCCUUCUGAGGACGGUCAGGAAACUUUACCGCACGCUAAUAGUCAAGAAUUUUCUGAUAUGAUAAGCGAAUUCUCUCUAAGAUUUGCAUUUAAUGAUGGGAUUAUCUCGGAGAUAUGUCCAAACGAAGAAGAAAAAAAUUGGGUUUUAAAUUUCAAGAGGGGCAUCUUAUCUCUGCUCCAUAAUACGAUGAAGAGGUUCGAUCUGGACCACUCCACCACUGAAGAGGACGUUAGAGGACAAUGCCCGACGCUGUAUUACGUUCAAGGAGCCAAGGAAACCAGUCUCAUUUUGCAUAAAACCAAAGAUCUAAAUGCCUGCGAGAAUCGAGCCAAACUUAACUCCAUGGUGCAAUCCGUCCCCUACAACUUCCGACCGGAAUUGCAGGAAGGGAAGAAUUUGCUGAAGUCGUCGAGUAGAUGCGAAAUGUCGAUCGAUCACAACAUCUACAACGAAAUCACAUGCGAGGAGACUCACGUUUUACAGCCAUUUUCUAAUCAGGACGCAGGUGCCACCACCAUUGUAGUGCAGAGAUUGAUUCUACAGGGUGAAAAUGUCGAAACACUGGGAGAACAAUUGGAGAUAUCGAGAAGGACUUCCUUGCUUUUCGACCACGUCCCUUCCCCUAAACGUACACACGGAGAGCUAAGAGCAUCCAGAGAUUUGAUCAAGAAAAUGUGCAAGCAGAGUACAGAUGACGUUCAAAUAGAGUUCUCGGAUUUAUUCACUAAAUUUAUUCAAACCUUGCGGCUUCUUUCCUAUCCUUCACUCUCGAUUCUGUACAGACACGCCAGCACGACCUGCCCUACGGGAAAGAAACAUAUGCUGGAUGCGUUGCCGUACGUCAACACUGCCGGCUCCGUCGGUCUCAUGACAGACAUAAUGUCGAAAGGAGGAGUUCCGGAAAAUAUAGCUAAAGAGUGGAUGAUGUCGAUAGCGUUCAUUUCGAGGCCCGACGAAAACAUGAUGAGAGCCGUGGCUGAACUACUUCAAAAAAAACCGUUCGACGUAAACGUAGCCUUCAGCGUUACGGCGUUAACACACACGUAUUGUUCGGCGCAUUCGGACUGCAUACAGAACGAAUCGGUAGGGACGAUUUUAAACCAUAUAGAAAAUCUGAUUGUGAGUGUUUACCGAUGGAAACCAUUCAAUAGAGAGUCGCAGGACAAAAUUAUAGUGGCGCUAAAGUCUUUAGGGAAUAUAGGAGUGGUGACAGAUAGCAUCAAACGUUAUUUAGUCAGUAUUAUCGAGGAUAGUCAAAUUGAUGCAGCAAUUCGCGUGGCUGCCGUGGAAGCUUAUCGUCGUUUACCGUGUACGGAAUCCCGCGACUACUUUGAAAGUUUAUUUAGGAAUCAAGACGAAAACGUUGAAGUGCGUAUCGCCUCGUAUCUCCAAAUAAUGCGGUGUCCUAAUUAUUUGAUGAUACGCACGGUUAAGCAUAGUUUGGAAAACGAAGACGUGAACCAAGUCGGUUCGUUUGUUUGGAGUCAUUUAAAUAAUUUGAUGAAAUCCUCCAUUCCCAGCAGAGUGGAAAUACAGGGUCUACUUUCCGAUCUAAAUUUGGUUAAGAAAUUCAGUAGUGAUGUGAGGAAAUUCUCGCAUCAUCGUGAAGGUUCCGUAUUUUUCGAGGAGUAUAAUGUUGGAGCUAAUUACGAUGGUAAUGUAAUUUUCUCCCCGUCUUCUUAUGUCCCCAAAACGGCGAUGCUGAAUUUGACGGUGGAUCUUUUCGGGCAGUCGAUAAAUUUAAUGGAGGUGUACGGACGACUUGAGGGUUUCGAGCAUUAUUUGGAGUCAAUGUUCGGACCUAAAGGACCAUUAAACUCUGAGAAACUGAAAGAGAAGAUCUCAAAAGUACGUUUCAGUAGAAGUGCGUCGGAAAAUGAAGUCUUGAAAUCCGAGAUCGAUAGAUUACCGAACGUUAUGGAAAACUCGUCGGGCGAACCGAAGGUGUCUUUAGGCCUUAAAGUUUUCGGCAACGAGUUGAAGUACGCCACGUUCGACGGAGACGAGGAGAUAAAGGCGGCCCUGCGAACCCUCAACCCUGUAGAUCACUUAAAGCGAAUUCUCUCUGGGAAAGAAAUCAAUUACAACAAAGCGGCAAUGUUUCUGGAUAGUAACUACGUUGUGCCUAGUGGGGCCGGAUUGCCCAUAUCCCUGAACGCCCUAGGGACGGCCUCGAUAAACCUGAAAUUAUUUGGUUCUUUGCAUGCUCCCAAUUUUAUCGAAACCAAAGAGUUAGACCUCAAAGUCGAUAUUAGGCCGAGUAUAUCUCUCGAUUUAACAGGUGUUAUGUCGGUAGACGCCUUUUACGCCACUACCGGCAUUAAACUGAAAUCAAGCAUGUACACUUCGAGCGCAAUCGAGGGCGAUAUAAAAAUACGGGGUUUUAAACUUGUCAACGUUAAAUUCAGCAUCCCACGUCAAACUUCCGAAAUAUUUGGAGCCAAAUACGAACUUAUAGUGAUGAAACGUAAUGUCGAACAAUUGCAGAGUGGUCUUUCGAAGCAUCGCGUUUCGAAAUCGAUCUGUUCAUGGCCAGCUGUAGACAAGACUGUCGGUCUUAAGCUCUGCGGAGAAUAUCAUUUUAUAAACGUGACUAAAAUAAAUAAAGCACCCUACUUUGUUUUAGCGGGUCCUUCUGGAUUUAGAUUGUUUCUUGAAAAAUCUGAUCCGACCGCUAAAAUUUAUUUAUUUGAAUACAAAUGGACCGACAAAAAAGAUUUAAGCGUUGUUUCCCUGACCUUCGAUACUCCGGGCUCUUCCGUGGGCCGACUUUUCUCCGCUAAUUUCACAGUCGACAGGCAAAGCCAAAAUCUUACUCUCUUCCUGCAAUCUACGGCUGGAACCGUGCUGGCGAGAGGCAAAUAUAAAAACACAGACAGCGAAAAGUAUCUCCAAUUGGUCCUCACCAUCAACGACAAAAAGCAUUUUGACUUGGAACUCUCCCUGAUUCGGCGAGACAGCAGGCACGGAUUUAUCUACCGCCCUAAAAUAUAUUUGGGCAUCAACGGCGAAAGGGUGCUCGAACUGCAAGGAACAUUAAAGUUGGUUAGUAAGAGGGGAACGUCGCAAUACGACGUAGACCUGAAAUUUCAAACCAAGCGUUUGUCCUCGAAGCUGUUUGGUUAUAUAUCAAAAACGGAAGCGUCGGUGGCUGCAAAUUUGAAGUUAGAUUACAAAUUCGCUAAGACAAAAGAACAGCGAGUUAUGUUUGCUUUCUCGUUGGCUGAUCGAUCCCCGAAAAACCUAGUCGAUAUUAGAGGGACUUGCAGCCUCUUUAGCACGUCUUAUCCGAACUUUAAUUUCGACGCAAACUUUAAACUUCAGAAAGGCGGCGGUCACGUCGAGUCGAAAUUUGACUUGACUUCGUGCCCAUUAGAGAAAAACCAUCCGGAGGCCGAGUUACAUAAAUUGAAGUUGGAGUGGUUGUUUUCUUAUAAAUCAUUACUUGACAGCACUCGAACUUUCAACACGAUUUUGUCCGUUAGCAAACAAUCAACCGGUUUAAACUUGAAAGGAGAGUUCACCGUCGAAGUAAAGAAUCCGAACGUCGACGUUCUCAUGGUCAUUAAAUAUGGGAACGAUAAGGAGGUUUCGGUGGCCGUGUUUUGGUCGCAUCCCCGAACGCAGUUGGAGCAUAUGGAAGGGCGAAUUAAUAUAACGGUUCCAUCAUUUACUCCGAUGAUCUUGGAGGGAAAGUUGCAGGAAAAAGUCGCUUCCCAGUAUAUUGUGGAUGUACGAGGAACGUGGUUCAGCGGCCACAACGCCUCGGCCAGUGGCAUCUACCAAGUUAAAACUACGCCCAAUUCGUCCAAUCGUCAAUUGAAACUGAUCCUCCGAUCUCCCGCUUUUAAAGAUAUAACCUUAAACCUGCAAUUCAACCGCGACAACGACAAACUUGAGAUCGAUUUUAAGGCAGAUCAUGACACAAAUAAUUACUGUCUCUACCUCAAACAUACCGUUGUCUCACCUCAAGAAACUACAACCCAGGUCGAACUGAAAUACAAAGCCCAGCGCUACUCAAUGCUGAGCUCUGUUUACUUUGGGGAUCAUCGGCGAGUUUCUCUUGAAUUCCACAUUGACCAGCUCCGAGACAUACAUUUUGCAGUUUGGGAACAUAAUAAGGAAACGUACAAAGCUGCUGGGCUCGAAUUGAAGUGGGACGCUAACCGCGACAACAACCAAAAACUUGUGGUUUCCGGUAACUUCACUAAGCUUGCGUCUUUCAAUUAUAAAGGAAAUCUUCUUAUAUCUUAUCCCGGGAGGACUAUCCUUGCUAAUUUUGAUUUCCUCCUCGAAAGUGGCCAUUUCAACACCCUCGUUCGAUUAUCCUGGGCCGAUCAACAGUCAUUUGCAGUUAAACUUCAGGUUGAUUACAAUACGGACCGCCAAACAUAUAUCGUGAUUAAUUCUCAGAUCGUUACCCCUUUUGACGGAUGGCAAAAAACCACGAUUAAUGGAGGCUAUCACCACAACCGCAACAUGUAUCGCAUUAACGGCAGUAUAUAUUGGAAACACGACGAGAACGUCACUUUAGAUUUAUUUGAGGAUUAUUCAAUAAGUGACGCGGCGUUUGAAUGCAAACUGAAAACUUCCCUAACAAGCACUCUUAAACACAUACCGACUCUCAGCGCCUACGUCAGUCACAACCAAGAUACCUCCAAACUGGACACCACCCUUAGACUAAUGUAUUCUCCAGAACACGUGAUCGAUAUCCAAAGUAACUGGAAAGUAGAAAAGAACCACAACUACACGAAUCUUCUAAUGGGUGCGGUAACUGCAACCACCCCGUUCGACGCCUGUCGCAGGAGUCAUCUCAUCAGUAAAAUGUAUUACACAAAAACUAAGCAUCUGAGAGGCGUCGCCACUCUCGACUUAGACCAUAAAAAGUUCACGGCGAGUUUCGAAGGUAAUCUGCGCAAAUUAACGAAUAGCAUGUUUGUGUGCAACGUGACGACGCCGAUCGAAAAAUACAAAACCAUGGUGGGUCGUUUUGGUCUUUCCGAAGAACGACGUCACUUGGUGGCCCAAAUCGCCUAUCCCUCGGGUACAUUAGGAGUGGAGAUUCUUUUAGAAAUGGAAGAUAUAACAAAUUUCGACGUCAAAUUGAGCCUGGGUACCCCGAUCUCGUUCUUGCGCGAAAUUUUCGUCGUGGGGAAACUGAAGCCGCACGAGGCUGAUUUCCGAGCACGUUGGAACUCGUUUAUGUUAGGAUUUACUGGUGUUUGGCGUUAUGUAAAUGUCAUAGACUUCGAAUACUCAUACAAGAUUUACACUCCCAUCGAAGGUUUUGAAGAAAACGGUAUCGUCUCUAAACUCAUAUUCAAAGAAGGCUUAGACUUUGAAGUUUCCAUCAAGCUAUCCCAGUAUAAGUUAGGAGUGGCUGUUCUCUGCAUACCUAAACCGAAAUUGCUGAAAGAGAUGGGAAUCAGGACGCACGAUAUUUAUGGAAGAAUGUUAGAAGGUCGUAGCUGGUCAGAACACAAAAAUGAAGAAGAUCAGGAAGAGGACGAGGAGGAGGAGGAUAGUCUUAAUUGGACUGGUAGCAUCAAAAUCGAUGCCAUUAUUUAUCCGACCAUGGAAGGAACGCUGGAUAUUGAUCAAGAAGGACCAGUGUACAUUCUGGAUGCCACAUUAUCCCUCCCAGCUGGUAACGCUACAGUCAACGACGUGUUUGAAUUUAUUGACGUAAUGACAAUGAAAAAUGAUCUCAGAAUAACAACACCGUACGAUACUUUCAAAUUCAUUACGUCCUCUUACAAUCUCCAGAUAAUUCCGGGACAUAAAUACGACUUGGGUCUAGGUCUGGAUUAUCAAAACCGCACUCGUUGGAUUAGAACCGGUGUCUUAGCAUCGUACGCCAUUAACGUGGGAGAAGCCGAAGAAGAAAGAUAUAAUACAACUCUCCAAAUAUACACUCCUCUGGAAAACCUUCCUCAGCUGUUAGUCCGGGCCACUCACGAGACAGAGACUAACAUAUACCGGACCAAUUUAUCAGUGACUACAAAUAGCAGCGAUAUAUCAGUGACUACCAAAGCAGAGGUGUUUAAUGGCUUAUUCAAUGCAGCCGUUUCGCUCGAGGCCAUAACUCCGACGUUCGAAAUCCCGCCGACGGAUAUAGUUUUUACGAAGAAGACGGUACAAGACGACCACUCGAUCGAAACGAGAAUUAAAAUCGAGAGAGUUCUCAAAAACGAGGUCUGUUUUAAAGCGAACUGGAUGUACAAGUCCUUAAACCAUUUCUACGCAAUAACCGCUCUGGAAACGCCCUAUCAAGGAAUGGAAAAUUCGCAAACCGGAAUAAAGGUUCAUGUAACCGAGAAAGAAAUGGAUAGUUGGUCAUUGGUAAAAGUGCACCCGUUGGAGAUCGAAGUGAAUUCGACGUUCAGGACGAACGUUUUCCGAGCAACGUCGAAUAUUAAUUUCAACGGGAAAAAGUUUCCGAUAACGUUGUCGGCUCACGUUUCGCAAAGUUCGCCGAAAUCGAAGAGUAUUUAUGGAAAUUUGUAUUUGAAAAAUAAGGAAUUUAGAAUUAACGGUCAUGCGAAUAUGUUAGGAAAAGUCCCCGUAGACGCCCAAAUCAAGUUGACUCCCCAAGAUGGUAGCGAUCCGCUGAAUUUCGAAUACAAAUUGGAGGGCAAAGAGGAUGGGAGUUAUAUAUUGACUGGUAGUGCGCAACAUUCAGACAAAUUCACUAGAUUUGAGGCGAAUCUUAUGACAAGGCAUAAAUUAAACUGGCAGCUAGAUUUACAAGUAGACACAUCCCAUCAGGUGUAUAACAAGUUCGCGGUGCAAGCGAAUGCAACAUCGACCCGAGCUGGUACUAGCAUUUCAAUAGCAGCUCGAACUCCCAUUCCGAAGCUCGAGAAUCCAAAGUUAGGGGCUUCUGUUGUGGCUUCCGGUCAGCAGCGUAACGGACGAGCGUAUUUCGAAGUGGCGGAAUCCAAGGGAGAUAUUCAGGUUGACUGGGUUUUGUUAUUUUUGGAAAAUAUGUGUGUGAAAGCUGUGGGAAAUUAUCAAAAUCGACAAUAUAAAAGUCAGUCUCGAGUGGAAGGGUUUUACAUUAAUCCGAAUCAGUCGUUUGAAUUUAUUAAAGCAGGAGGGGAUGUAAAUGUGGACACGUUGUGGUCAGCUGGUUCUAAUGUAACCUUAUCUCUGCCGAAUUACCAGAACAUGAAUUUGGAAGCUCAUGUGAAGCCCCCUUCACCCAUUAAAGAAGUUUAUAGUUUGGCAGGCAAGUUGCGUUACGAUAAGGAUUUGAGAACCGUUGAAUAUUUAGGUAAAUAUAGUACAGCCAAUUCAAAGAAGACGUACGGAUCUUGGGGAAACGUCUCGUUAGCUGAUAAGACACGCAUGGGAGGAAAUGUAGAAUUGGAGUGGAAUAACAAACGUAUUAACAAUUACCUGGACUUGUGGAGGUCUCAAAAUACUUGGAACGUUGUAUACAAACUCCGGACUCCCAAGUUUGACGAUAAAGAGACUCUUGUUACAGAAAUGAGCUAUAGAAGCUCCGAUGCAUACCAUAACAUCACGUGCGAAGCGUUUUACCCCGAAAAUCGCUCAUUUGCAUUCGCUCGAGUCGAUUACAAGGGACUAGACAAUAUGAACGGAACGUUAAAUGUGACGAUUCCGUUCAGAAACGUUAGUUACGUUGGAGCCCGUUUUAACACAAAAACUAAUGCACGUUUGUAUAAUCGACAUUUAGAAGUAUCCUGGCCUAAUGAUAACGCAAUUUUGGACUGUCAGUGUGUUAGGGAAACUCAGCGUUCGGUGUUGAAAAGUAAUACAACAGGUGUACUGGUAAUUGAAGUGCCGCUGACGACUAGGCACAUAGCCAACAUUCAAUUUAACUACGAGGAAAGGCCUCGACUGAGCACGGGCCAUGCUACGGUCGACUAUAACGGAAACAAAGUCCUGGAAGGCAAGUAUAAUUGCCAGUCGGAGUCACGGGCGGGCUUCGAUAAGGAUAGGAUCCACGUGGAGGUGCAGAACAAGUUGGUCCCCGUCGGGGCAGACUAUGUUCACGGAUACGAAUACGGGGCGCCGAGGGACGGCUCCAACGCUCCGACUGUGGAUACAAAACAUUUACAUCUUUAUCACUUAAAAAAUCUGACAAAAUUCAACAUAACCGGCGAAAUGAGCGUGCGAACGAGUUCAACUGGCCGACAGAUAGCAUUUUCAGCUACCCAUUCAAACCGAACAGUUAAGUUGUGGACGGGCUAUCACGUGUUAGAGCAACAAUUCAAGCAGCACUCGCGUCUCGAAUUGAGUCCUUCUACUUGGAUUGAAUACCAUCUCGAUCUGUUCAACAGAACUGUGAGCGAAGCGUUCGAAUCUCAGCAAGUACAGAUAGACGUUGCCUAUCCUCGCAGGAACUUCACGGCAAAGGGUGUCUAUAACAUAAGUGACUUGUCAAUGUCUACCGAUGUGUCUCUUACUUGGGACAAGGAUAAGAAAACGUUGCAAGCGGGACUUGAUUGGAAACGUGCUGCUUUGCAUCGCGACGAAAUUCUACUCGAAAUCAAACACCCCUCGUUUCAAAAGGACGUCACCUUUUUUGGAGAGUACGAAUCCGACGACAAAAAACUAUUGGACACCCAAUUAACUGUUGAUUAUUCGGUAAAUCCUUCACAAAGGCUAGUAGUCGGAGCCAGGGUUGACGAUAGCUCUCGACCGUCCACUAUAUACAACUAUACUUACAAAGUCUGGGCGCUGCAUGACGCUACUAACCUUAAUUUAAAUACACAUGGAGGUUUUUACUGGAAUCCCUACGGGUACAGCACUGGUCAUUAUACCGACUACAAGCGAUCCUAUCUGCCUUUACAAACAGCGGAAGCAUUGGCUCGUGUAGAUUUAACCCGAAACGAAUUAGAACUAAAGAAAAAAGCGGGCCAGGAAUUGUCGUAUCUGUGGACAAGGUACGGGGGAGCGUUCCCUACUUACACGGCAAACAUAUCAGCAAGCCACGAGAUGAACAAUGCCUCAGGAGAGUUUUACCUCAAUUUCGAAGAAAAGUUGGUUCAACUCGACUUUAACAUGACUACAGAUGGUAGUCAGAGCCUUCAUGUGUACGGUGUGAUUCCCGACGCUAGAAGCGCCAUGUUUGAUAUCUGGCGUGAUUACGAGGACAUUAGGGUCUCGGACGUUGCGUAUUAUCUACGUUUGAAUCAUUCCAGACUUAUCAUGUCGAGUUUGCUGUGGAGGCCGGACCUGAAACAGGAUAUACAGAACGGUAUACGAUCUGCUGUUAAGCAAUUAUACAGCGACGUGUUGGAGGGAAUUAAUAAUACCAAACAAUACGUCAGAGCUGAAACUACUGACGCGCUCCGAGGCAUAUGGGACGACGCGAAACCUUCGAUAGAUCUGUUUUUGCAGGACUUGAAACAUUUGAGAGUGAUCGAACAGGAUUUUGAAGAGUUUAAAACGUUCUUAAACCGCUCCUACUACGCCAACGAAUUUUACAUUCGAGACAUAGUCAAUAUUUCUAUGCUCAUGUUCGACGAAUUAGCGCUCAAAUCUCACUUCGAAUCUCUACCGGCGAUAGUGUCGGAAGUCUGGCAAAUCAUGGGAUCGUCGGGGUCCAAAAUCAAGACGAGCAUACUCUGGGUAAUCGAAAAGAUUAAAACGUACUACAAAAAUACGGUGGAUUUCAUUCACGGUUUAGUGGACGGUGACCCGAUAGAGCACCUAUCUGACGCUUUUAAAAAUAUUGUGGAACAAUACGACGCUUUCAUUAAAGAUUUACACGUUGCUUUUAUUCAAUACAUGGAACGAUUAUGGGCUCAAACAUACGCUUUGAUCGUCAGCAACUGGUAUAAAACACUAGCAGCAGUCGAGCCGACCUUUAUAAAACUCGUCCACUAUUUGGAAUCGAUUGUGUGGAACACUGGUCGCGAUUUUUUGGAUUUCUUGUACAUCCGGAAGAGCGAAAUAAUAGAAUCUCCUUAUUUCGCAAAAUUCACGAACUUCACCCACGAUAUGGAUAAAUUCUAUAAAGACAUCACCGGAAAUAACACAAUAGCCAGUAUCGUCAAGUACACGAAGAUAGCUUGGAACUUUUUGAAAGAAAAGUAUUUGAAUACGGUGCCUUUUGGCAAGGAGUUGCAAGAGGUGGUUCUAGAAAUCGUCGCCGAAAUAAACGAACUGCGAAAUUUGCCUUCGUUCCAAUACUUAGAAAUGAAAUAUGAUGAGCUGUAUGCUAAUGCGAAAUGGCUGUCCGAUUAUUUCGACAUGGAAGUUAGAUUGCAACGCUUCAUGGCCCUCUUACGACAGAAACUGAUGGAUAUGUCGCAGACGGCACUAGAAGCCGAAAACAGGUACCGCGUGGCGAAAACGAAAUUUAUUUUCGAACCAUCCGACGGAAUCAUGUUGCUCGAACAAAAAUUGCCCAUGUCGUGGCAUGCUUUCAACGAAACUCCUAAAUUUCAAGAAAUCCCCGAAUUUCAGACUGUUUAUACCAUCCAGAAAUAUCUGACGAGCGCUCGCAUCUCUUUCUGGGACUUUUAUUACGAUUACAAGCCUUACACCGAACUUUCAGGUUGGCUACCGCCCUUUAAAGCGCAAGCGUUGUUGGUCGGAUCAAGAUAUUAUGUGACUUUCGAUAGGAGAUAUUACGAUUUCCGCGGAAGCUGCUCGUAUCUUUUAGCGACAGAUUAUGUCGAUCGCAAUUUCUCGGUCGUUGUUUCGUACGAUAACAACGCUAAAACACACGAACUGUUACUUCUGAUCAAUAACACCGUUGUCCAUGUUAACGUUUUCGCAAAUACUGUCAAAGUUGGCGAUAAUGGAAUAAGCUUGCCGGCACAAAUUGACGACACAUUUCUGUACCUCGAGAACGACAUCUUCACGGCAGUGAGCCAAACUGGUUUUACUCUUGAAUGUAACAUGAAAUUCGAUCUUUGCGUAUUCGAGGUGGCGGGAUGGUACUUUGGGAAGACGGCGGGUCUCUGGGGUACUAUAAACAACGAACCGUCCGAUGAUUUCUUGACUUCGCAAAAAGUAAAAGCUAAACCGACCGAUUUACGUUUGUUUACUGACAGCUGGGCUCUUAAUAACUGCACGAGCAACUUGAAUAACCAUGUCGGGACUAGACCGAACCGUCGCAUAGAAAGCUUGUGCAAAGAGUUCUUCCUUAGUAAACUGUCGUCGUUGACUACGUGCUUCGCGAAAGUCCCCAAAGAUCCCUUCUUGAAGAUGUGUCUUAAUUACACCACCGAGAAAGAAGCGUGUUCGGCGGCGCUGGCUUAUAUUAGCGUAUGUUCUUAUUCCAACACGCCUCUUCGGAUACCUGACGUCUGCGUGAAAUGCUCUGCCCCGAAUGGAACCCUUUUAGACGAAGGUGAGUUUAUCCAGCUGAAUCCUCCCGAUCUGCCGCAAAGUGCCGAUGUUGUCUUCAUCGUCGAAGCCAAAGCUUGCAAUAAGGAUUUAAGAGCGAGAAAAAAUAUGGACUCGGUUAUUGAAGCGCUACACAAGGAGCUAACCGAACAACGUUUGAAGAACAACCGAUACUCGGUUGUGUUGUUCGGCGGCAACGGCGUCUAUGACGAACCUCGAAGUCUGGUGGUCCAUAACCGAGUCUUCGCGGACUGGCAACAAAUAGUGCCCUAUUUCGACUCAAUCCCGGCCGGUGACGGAAAUUCGGAUAUUUUCGGAGCCAUAACGUUCGCGAUGGAAUUGUUGUUUAGGCCCGGCGUAUCAAAGAACUUCGUCCUGAUCCCAUGCUCGGAAUGCAAAGACUAUAAUAUGAAGCUCGACUAUGCCAUCGUACACCAGUUGCUGUUAGAGAGCGACGUCACUCUGCACAUAUUAAUGAACGAAGAAUUUUCACUACCGAAGAUGCGGGAUAACAAAAUUCCUUUCGGGAUCGGCGCGACGACUGCAUAUACGAAAAAGGAUAUUCGCGGUCUUAUAGGCGACGCGGCUUUACGGAAGCAAGUCAGCCUUCCGAAAUCUACUCUGGGCUAUUGCGCGCCUCUGGCGUUAGAAACUAAUGGGACCAUUUUCUGUGGCAAAAACUUGGAGUCGGACAAGAAAGGCAACGUCAAGAAAUUCGCGACCGUGUUUGCGAAGCGAGUCGCCGCCUCGGCGAGACCCACUAGGUGCGUCGAGUGCGAAUGCUCAGCUUUCGAUAACGGGGUGUCUUCGAUGGACUGCUACUCGUGCACUUACCCGACCAGGAGCAACAUCGAUUACAUGUUCGAUGAAGAUCUAGCGCUUAUGACGAUGCAACCGGGCGACGAUUUGCCGUCGAUGGAAGCGCGAUGAUCGAAACCCCGAGAUUUCUGUCUGCGAGCUUACUUAUUUAUAUGUAUGACGUAAACAUAUUUAUAGUUUUUCAGCAAAAUUUGUUACAGUGUAAAUAGUAAUAAAAACGAUCUUAAAUCGA